CCGUGAGCCAACCAGAGGUUUCGCUAGAAGCGACCCGCCACACCCCGUGAAUCGUCCCUGGGAUCCCGCGAGAACCCUCGCGUCGUGCCAUCCUCUUCUCAACAGAUUUUGGAUCCUCUAGUCCGCCAAGGGCCUGCUGACACGGAGCAGCGCUCUUCCCGUUGUCCGUCUCUUCCUGGAGUCAGCCGUCUGGAAGGGCUCGCGAGCUACCCCCCGUGAUCACGCAUCUAUAAUACAUCCCCCAAGACCCUGGGAGAGCGAGUCGCCACGAUCGUGUUUUCGAGCGACUUGGUCGGCCGAUCGAUCGAUCGCUCGCUCGCUCGCUCGCUCGAGGAUCAUGAGGACGAACGACACAGUUCGCGUUCUUCACGAACUGCGCCCGUCGGUCAUCGUGACGUUAACGUGAUCUCGUGAUAGGACGCUCUGGUGAUAUCGAUAUAUGUGUCGAGACAUGUGUCGGGAGUGAUCGGAGUCAUCCUCGUCUCGCCCAGAAUCACUUGGGAGAUCCAGGAUUCCGGAUCCGAGGCGAGUCACCGAUGAACGUUCUCGAUCUGUCCCGGCCUGUGAUCGAUCGCAAGAUGAACGGAAGCAGCGACGAAGGCGAGUCGACAUCGGGCGCGACGACUAUCGGCGGGGGUGGCGGCGAGAACGCGGAAAUGGAGGAAAACGGAUCGACUCGGGCGAGCAGCAACAGCGGCGGCAACAAUCCCGUCUACAGGGAUCUGAAGCCGCUCCAAGCCGGCGGCGCGCACGAGGUCCCGCAGGAUUACAACCCGCAGUCGAGAUCCGCCUAUCACCACCAGCGUGGCUACUCGCCGGGGAUGGACCGACAGCGCGGUUAUGAAAAGGAGCAUCAGCCGCCACCGUCCGCCCGGGAGGAGGAGAGAAAAUCGGCCUGGGAUUACAGUGAGAAGAGCGCGCGGAAGGAUUACUCGAGGUCGCGGGAUUACAGCAAUGAAUACCAGGACGCGAUAAAGCAGGAGCCCAAGGAUCAGUCGAGUCGCGAAUGGGUGUCACCGGUGCCUGAGGUCGAGGUCGGCGGCUCGGCGCCCGGAGGCCCGCACGUACGAGCGCGCAAAGACAUCCCUCGUGGCGCGAGAUUCGGCCCGUUCCUCGGCAAAUGGGCGAGCGAGCCUUUUAACCCCCGUUACGCGUGGGAGGUACGCAUAUCAGGCAGCGGAGUGAGAGGCUGGCUGGACGCGUCGCAUGAGACCAACAAUUGGCUCAAGUACAUCCACAGCACCACCAGUCCGCAUGCGGUGAACAUGCGGCACGUACUCAUCGGCGGCCAGAUGGUGUACGAGGCUGUUCGCGACAUCGCAACCGGCGAGGAGCUACUUUUGGGUCUUCGGGAGCCGCUUCAGCUGCAGGACAUGCUGGGCGAAAAUACGACCGAGGACAGGAGCGAUCGCGAGACCGCCUCGCAGCACAGCGGAACCGUCGACGAGGACAAAGAGGACGAAGAGGAGGGUGAGACGAGGUGCACCGUUUGCGACAAGCCGUUCCAAGAUAUCGAACUAUUGGACAGCCACCUGGUGACCUGCCACAGAUACCCAGCGGAGCAGCACCGCUGCGACAGCUGUCCCCGUGCCUACGCCUGGCGGCCGCUUCUCGUGCGGCACCGUGCCAUCGUGCACGGCGACCUGCGCAAUUACCCCUGCGAGAACUGCCCGAAGUCGAACCUCCGGCAGGUCUUCACGGACCCGUCGAACCUGCAGCGCCACAUCAGAACACACCACGUGGGCGCCAGGAGUCACGCGUGCACCGAGUGCGGCAAGACCUUCGCGACCAGCUCCGGCCUGAAGCAGCACACCCACAUCCACAGCAGCGUCAAGCCGUUCCAGUGCGAGGUCUGCUUCAAGGCGUACACCCAGUUCUCCAAUCUAUGCCGGCACAAGCGCAUGCACGCCGACUGCCGCAUGCAGAUCAAGUGCGUCAAGUGCGGCCAGUCGUUUAGCACGGUCACGUCGUUGUCGAAGCACAAGCGAUUCUGCGACUCCACCACGUCGAACGUCCCGCCCGGCAGCAUGCCGCAGUUACCGACGCCGGGAACGAGCCCCUUCCUCAUGUACCAACGACCCCCCGUCAGCCUGUCGGGCGGCUUGCCCUUCUACGCGCCUAGCCUGAUGGCACCUUACCCGGCGAUCUUCCCGAACGCCCCCAACUUCCUCAACACGCCCCUCAUCUUCCCGCCCAAGAUCGAGGAGGUGGAGAAGAGGAGCAGCGACAGCCCCAAGAAAGAACGCUUCACACCUCCCAGAGUGCUGCUGCCGCAACACAGCAAGGUCUCUCCGUCCACGGCGGAGGAGGCCACGUCUACCUUCAGGCCGUCCCCGGCUAGGCCUCCGGUCCAACCGACCCCGGAGAGCGACGACGACCCCGCCGCCGCCAAGAGGAGGGAAGCGAGCCGCGGUAACGAGCGAAAGACGGAGAACGAGAGCGCCGUGAACGUCGCGAAGGAGGAAACGACCGAUCAACCGCUGGACCUGAGGGUGCAGACCAAGAAGCAAGACGUAGCCGCGAGCAGGAAGAGCCGCACUCCCUCGCCGGCGCCGGUGCCGAUGGAGGAAGAGGAGGAGGAGCGGGGGGAGGAGGAGGAGGAGGAGGAGGAGGAGGAGACGGCGGCUCCGCCUGACCCGCCCAAGCCGGAGGAGAGCGCCGUUCAGCAGAUUCAAGAGCUCGAGCCCAAAGACAUCGCCGCCAACAGUCCGCAGUUGAGGAGCAGCGGCCUGUCGGCGGAACAACCGGCUGCCAACACCCCGCCGCACAUGGCGUAUCCGAGACCGAUUCACCCCAUGUUUCUCGAGACGAUGUACCGCGGCCCAACCGGCACCGGUUUCCCGGGCUUUCCCAGCGCGCCACCGCCACCGAGCGGGAGCACCCCGGAGUCCAGACUGAUACCUCCGCUGCCGCCGUUCGGCCCGCCGCGCACCCUUCCUUUUUUAGGCUCGCUUAUGAACGGGCUCAGCGGCGCUAGGCCAGGAGGAGGAUUCGAUCUGCUCGCCCGACCGCCGCUGAGCGCGUUCCCCGGAGUCAAGCCGUUCCAGGAGGCGGUGAUGCCGCACCAUCACCACCACCAUCACCAUCAUCACCAUGUCCACGGCAAGAUGAAGGAUCGCUACUCCUGCAAGUUCUGCGGCAAGGUGUUCCCCCGCUCGGCCAAUCUCACGAGGCACCUGCGCACGCACACCGGCGAGCAGCCGUACAAGUGUAAGUACUGCGAGCGAUCCUUCAGCAUAUCGAGCAAUCUCCAGAGACACGUGAGGAACAUCCACGACAAGCAGCGGCCGUUCAAGUGUCCGCUUUGCGAAAGGUGCUUCGGUCAGCAGACCAACCUGGACCGGCACCUGAAGAAGCACGAGGCCGACGACGGUAGCGGAGUGGUCUCGGUCGCGGACUCGCCCGGCAGUAGCAACGAGAACGAGCGGGAGGACACCUACUUCGACGAGAUCAGAUCGUUCAUGGGCAAGGUGACUUACGGCGGCGAGAGCGGCUAUGGCUUGCCGCAUCACCCGACCUAUAUUCCCAGCCGGCUGCAUGAGAGCGGUAACGAGUCCAAGAUAGAGGUCGAGUACGACGAGGACGAGGACAGCGAGGAGGGUGUGUCUCCGUUGGAGGAGACGGACGGGCUGUCGCCCAUCGAGGCCAAAGAGUCGCCCUCGCCGUCGCAGUACGACCUGAAGCUGAGAGAGAAGCAGGAACUGCUCAAUAACAACACCGCGGAGCCGGUGAUCGAAAUCUCGACAUAGCCCAGAGGUCAGUCCGGUUGAUCAGCGCGCGAUCGCUUCCAAGGACGAGCGGAGGAACACGCCCUCCUCAUUCAUGUACAGAAUUCUCGCGCGAGCGCGUUCGUCUCGAGACUGUCGACUUACGGCGAUAACGUCCCAACUACAUUGGGCGACUACUUGCGACUACCUUAGAACGGUCCACGUAUGCUUCGACACGAGCCGCGAACGAUUCCUCGAGUAUAAUCGGGUGUUUUGUUCUACGUGUUCGCACCACGAUAAAUCCGCGAGAGAUAGUCCACGGUACAUAAUUAUAACUACACGUCAAUGUAUUAAUCCUCGGAGAAUUUUCCAAGAAGAAGCGAUGUAACUUGAGAAUCCAGUAAACCCAGUUAUACUUGUAAGAUAGGUGCUCUGUAAAGAAAGAAAAGAAAAAAAAAAACAGAAAGAAGAAGAAGAAGAAGAAGAAGAAGAAGAGAAGAGAAGAGAUCACGACACAAAGUCCCCGAAGAGAUCGCAGACCCUCGUGUUACGCAAUUCCCUCUUUUGCACAGCCCACGUUUGUUUGCACCGCGAAAGCAUCCCUGCGAGGAGGAAAAAAACUCGGUAAAUGGACCGGUUAUUAACCUCCGUCUCGCGCAUC
Harpegnathos saltator (Jerdon's jumping ant) is the source of this 4368-nucleotide messenger RNA. RefSeq names its product PR domain zinc finger protein 16. Gene Ontology annotation, molecular function: protein binding. The transcript has 8 exons. The record is from RefSeq and is a predicted model, not a curated record. Bases 537 to 3749 code for a protein of 1070 amino acids. NCBI's taxonomy places the organism in Eukaryota, Metazoa, Arthropoda, Insecta, Hymenoptera, Formicidae. Gene Ontology annotation, cellular component: nucleus. Gene Ontology annotation, biological process: regulation of gene expression.